Messenger RNA from Argiope bruennichi, 1644 nucleotides. RefSeq names its product neurogenic locus notch homolog protein 3-like. Bases 110 to 1507 code for a protein of 465 amino acids. The transcript is spliced from 12 exons. NCBI's taxonomy places the organism in Eukaryota, Metazoa, Arthropoda, Arachnida, Araneae, Araneidae. Gene Ontology annotation, molecular function: calcium ion binding. The record is from RefSeq and is a predicted model, not a curated record.
GUUUAGUGCUACUACUUGCCUACUUUUUUUUUUGAAAAAAUUUAUAAAUUUGGAAUUUAAUUGAUUUUUUUUUAUUUUAGUGACAGCCGAACCAUAAAUUUGCAUCAAAAUGUAUUUUAGAAAUUAUUUAUUUAGUUUUUCUCUGAUUAUAUUGAUUUAUUUCGCUUGUUAUUGUGAAUCAGGAAUAAAUGAUAUCUCUGAAAAUAAUUUCUUGGGAUUCAAUUCACCUGAAAGUUUGUUUCUAAAAAACAGUAUGGAUACGACGUUAAGUGCAGAUGAUUAUAUUGGCUGGGGUGAUUCUAAGGAAGAAUGCAAGUGUGAAAACGGAAAAUGUGAAGUGGAAUGUGCCGAAUGGAAAGAUGGUGCAUGUCUAAAAACCAAACAAGUCUGUGUGUGUGACCCAGAGUUUGGAAAAUAUGACGAUCAUAGAUGCAUUUAUUGUGAUUGUGGAAAAGGUUUCAAUUGCACGAUCGACAAAGAAAGCCGAGGUGAUACCAGGAUAUGCACCUGUCCUGAAGGUUACUAUGAUUAUGCUAAAGAAUGCGCACCUUUUUGCAGUAAGAGUCGACCCUGCCAAAAUGGAGGGACGUGCUUCAACGGGAGGUGUCAGUGCAUGAAGAGUACGCAUGGACCAUUUUGCGAACGCAUCUUCCAUUGCGCUUUUGAGUGCAGGCCGAGGCUGAUUGUGGAUUGCGUCUACAAUCAAAAGGACGAAACUUUUGCGUGCCUGUGCAAGAAUCGAUCCCUUGUGUUCGAUUACGACGAAUGGGUCUGCAAACCUUGUCCAUGCGGAGAAGGGAUUUGCACAUUCGAUUGGCAUGAAUUAAAAUGCAACUGCAAGGAAGGAUUUCAAGAAUUUCAGAAACAGUGCAGAAAGUGUGACUGUGGUCCUGGACAUGGUUGUGAAAUACUCAGAAGUGGAGAAAAGCAAUGCAAGUGCCGAGAAGGGUUUUUUGCUAGAGAAGGAACAUGUCUACCAUGCGAAUGUGGUCAUGAACAAGCCACCUGUAGCUUGGAUCAAGUUAACAGAAAGAUAUGCAAUUGCCCAGAAGGAUUUGAAGAUAAUUUAGGUCAAUGCGAAAAACAGAAAGAAAACUGCACUUGUCAUGCCACGGCAAAGUGCAUCGAGACAGCUGAUGGUUUCACCUGCUCAUGCGAAGACGGAUACCGAGGAGAAUUUAACGAUCCCCCAAAACCCGAGGAAGCAUGCAUAGAUAUAGAUGAAUGUAAUAACGAAGCAACGUGUCCGCGGAGCAACAACCAGAAAUGUAUCAAUUUCCCUGGUUCCUACAUGUGUCAGUGCGGGACUGGCUACCAACCAGUCAGUGGGACUGGCAGUGGUGAUCGUAUUAUAUGUGAAGAGUAUAAAGUAUCGUGGCUUCCUACAGGUAUAACGAUUGGAGUCAUUGUUGCAUUUAUAGCUCUUUCAGUGGGAUUUGUUAUAUUCCUGAGGCAGAAGGAAGCAUCGAGACAUGCACCCAGGUUUGAAUUGCGGGGAACCAGAUGAUGCCAACCAUAAUUUGUUUAACAAAUGAAGCGGAAGGUAAAAGGCAACAAGAUAUAUUACAACUUCAUACGGGUUUCAUCGUUGUUUCAUUUUUGUAUUCAAGUCUCAGGUGGAUAAUAAAAAAAACAAAAGAAAGA